UAAAUUCUAUUUGGGCAAUCGGGGUUUGAUUUCGCAAGAAAUAGCUGCAAUGGGUUCUCCUCGAUCCCAAUCCGAUCUCCACAAAUCCUAGGACUCGUCGUUCUAUCUCAUGCCAACAACUCCGAUUCCGCCAUUCCUCAAUCCAUCUCCGGCACUUUUCCUGAAUCCCGGAGCGUAAGUAUUCCGCGCUUGAUUGAGCGGGAUGGAUUCGGAGGAGGAAAUCCCUACAUCCAAAUCUGCGGAUGGAAAGAAAGGAUGGGAGAGUGCUAAUGUGGUACUACCUUUGGAUGAAAUUAGGGCGGAUUCCUAUGACGAGGUCGCUCCUGAAGAGCUGCACAGGCGUGUUGGUACCUCUGAAAGUUGCUUUACUGAUCCAGCACUUUCCGUUUUUGAAUCUUCAGUUGAGGCGGUAGGGUCUCCUCCGGCGAGGCCUGUCGUAGAUGAAUCUAUUUUGGAUGAACCGAAAGAGUUCAAUUGCUACUCGAGUCAAUCUUCUCCAAGUGAUACAGCAGUAGUGGAAUCGAAAUCGGUGGUUACAAAGGGGAGUGGGCUGAGGAAAUGGAGGAGGAUAAAGAGGGAUUUGAAAAAAGAUGGAAGUAGCAGUGCUGAUUCUGCUCAGAUUCUGAAGCGCAGGCUGACAAAUACCGAGCCUUCCAAGAGUGACGAGGAGAAUAAGCUGAAGAGUAAGGCUGAGGAAGAGGGUGAAGAUUCGGCACCAUCAUUGGAGUCACGGAAUGCCUACAUCAAUUCUCCUCCAGUUGGUACUGGAUCCCUGGACCUGGAACUCGAGCGAUUGGCAAGUGGCGGAUUUUCCAUUGGAGUGGAUUCCGAUAACAGUGAGGAUCACAGUAGCAAAUCAUCUACAGCUACCAGUGCUCCGCGGCUGAGGCAUGAAAUGCUUGCAUCAGGCAAGGAGAGAGGGAGGCAGAAAAAUUUUGGUGGGAGAGGAUCAUCCCGUCUUGGCUUUCAGAAAGUUCAACAGAGCAGAGAUGGGACAGUUGAUGUUAGCAAAAACACUAAGGGAGAUUUGGCUAGAUAUGAGAAGGAGAAUUCUAUUUCUAGCGUGGAGUCUGAUUUGAGAAGCGCUGUUGUUGGAGUUGCGCAGAGGGACAGUGUUGGCGACAGUAAAGGAAAGCAUAAUGGAAGGUCCUUGAAUUUUGGUGAACAUGGCGAUGAGGCUCACAAAGGAGAAGAGGUUCGCUCAGGUUACUAUAAAGAGAAUGGGAUGGCGGAAAACCUAUCUAGAGAUGAUUUGGAGGCUGAGCUGUUGGCGGAGAAAAAGAGGAGUGAGAAUUUCCAAUCAAGUUCUGAUGUCGAUCCUUUUUUUAAAUCAAUGAUUUUCCUCCAAGAGGCUCAAGAAGCACUAGAAAAAGAAAUUGAAGAGAUUGCUGCCACUGGAAAAGAAAACGAUGAAAAUGGUAUGCUGUUUGAAGGAAUGGCGACUUACACUCAAACACUUGAAGCCUAUGUAGUUGAUAUGAGGAAAAAGGUUGAGAAUCUGGAGUCCAAGCUGGAGGAAGCAUCAGCAGUAAUUGAAACUAAGGAACAAAAGCUGCGAGAGCUUGAAGCACAACUUAGCAAAACCCAGUUGCCGAAGAUGGAAGGCGCAAGUUCUCAUGUAUUACCUAUUAAAACGCAUGUAGAAGAAUUGGAUUCUGAACUUGAAGUCCUCCUAGUGGAAAAGAUAGAGGCAGAAAUUGAGUACUUGAUAACAAGUAGAACAAUACAGAAUUGGAAAAUCCUCUGCGAAGAUCAAAUUGCUCUAUUUAAAGAGCAGAAGUAUCUGGCUGGUGAUCAAGAACAGAUGAUGCUAAAGCUUAGAGAAGCUGAGGACAAGAUCAUCUUGUUCAUUGAGCAGAAAGGCAAGUUAGAGGCAUAUUGCAAGGAGCUGGUAGAGACUGAGAAUGUCCUGAGGCUGCAAAACAAGGUCUGUAAGUUUUCCCUCCGUAUUAUCGUUCAGCUGAUAAUUUUUAGCAUUGCAUUCGGGUUAUUUCUCAUGCAGUUGUCCCCAAUUGAUGGGGUGAUGCCAACAUAGAUUUCAAGCCAAACCUUGUGUUAUCUCCAUGGCCUCAAAAGUUCUUUUUAGGCACCUAUAUUUGAUUAGCUGAAGUGAUUUUGUUGCAUAGGUCUCUUUGGUGCAAUUAUUUUUUAAAUUGUAGCUUUUAUCUUUAAUUUUAUAAUUGCAAU
This is a messenger RNA of Phalaenopsis equestris, 2187 nucleotides long. RefSeq names its product WPP domain-interacting protein 1-like. The record is from RefSeq and is a predicted model, not a curated record. Lineage: Eukaryota; Viridiplantae; Streptophyta; Magnoliopsida; Asparagales; Orchidaceae. The transcript has 2 exons. Bases 203 to 2035 code for a protein of 610 amino acids.